Messenger RNA from Pseudonaja textilis, 630 nucleotides. The record is from RefSeq and is a predicted model, not a curated record. Lineage: Eukaryota; Metazoa; Chordata; Lepidosauria; Squamata; Elapidae.
AUGGAUGUGUGGAUGCAAGUGCAAGCAACCUGGUUCACACGUGUACAUUUCAAGCUAACUACAUUAAUUGUAUCCUGCCUAAAAUUUCGUAUUUUGCUCGGGCUGCUUGCUUUCUCUUUGGAACAAACAGAUACGGUCUCAUGGACCUCGGGAAGUGUGGGAGGUGGAGGUGUCAGCCCUAAGUCUCUUGCAUCUGUUCAAGAACUCAAGGUUUCAUCAUACAGAAGUGAGUGCUGGAGCUUCCUGUGUGUUACUGAUUCCAGCCUCAACUGCAUCUGUAAACCAGAAGUGCCCAAUUGGCUUGUUCCUAUCAUCUGUCUUGUUCCUCUGGCUUUCAUUGUCUCCUGUUGCCUCAGAAUGUGCAUGUAUCACCACAAGAAAAGGAAUGGUAUCCUCCUUCCAGAUGAGGCAUCUCUACUCACCUCCACUCCACUCCCCAUGCCUGAUGUGCUCUCACUUCAGAAUUUUGAAGUCAGAAUUCUACCAACUUAUAAUGAGCUUGUAGACAAAGAACCAUUUCCUCUGGAGGACCCACCUGCCUAUGAAGAUAUUGACACGCAAUGUGACUCCCUUCCAAAUGUCUCCCUUCCUGCUGUGUUGAUGCUCAACGAUGAUAUCUCAACUGUCUAA